This is a messenger RNA of Fukomys damarensis (Damara mole-rat), 3377 nucleotides long. It is a transcript of the gene Gas8, whose product is annotated as growth arrest specific 8. Bases 496 to 1857 code for a protein of 453 amino acids. Gene Ontology annotation, molecular function: microtubule binding; small GTPase binding. Gene Ontology annotation, biological process: flagellated sperm motility. NCBI's taxonomy places the organism in Eukaryota, Metazoa, Chordata, Mammalia, Rodentia, Bathyergidae. Gene Ontology annotation, cellular component: microtubule; Golgi apparatus; motile cilium. The transcript has 11 exons. The record is from RefSeq and is a predicted model, not a curated record.
UGGCACGGGAGGGGAGCUCGUGUAGAGCCCGGCGCAGGCGGACUGAGCUGGGGGGUUUAGGAGUUGGGGCUCCUCUGCGCGCCGGGGCCGGCCUUCGCCCAGUGGAACUGCGACCUGGGCUCCAGGGUCCUGUGCGGAUCGGGUUAGGGUUGGGGUUAGCUCGCACAGAUCUAGGCUUGGUGCGGGGAUUCACGAAGAGAGAACCUGGGUCUCCUCUGAACCGGGGACCCAGGGUUUCACCUGGAGGGGCGCGGACUUUAUAAGGGUCCCCACGGCGGAGCUUGAGAUGGAGAGCCCGGGGCACACCGCGGUGGCCGGAAGACCUUUUCCUCCAGGGAGCCCUGGCGCAGGGUCCAGGUUGCCUCUUUGGAUGCAGGGCCGCUGCCUGGUGGAGAGCUUCGCAGGAGACCGGCCUAAGCAGAGGCACCCAAAAAGAAAGGGAAGAAAGGUAAACCCAAAGGGACCCCAGUUGUGGAUGGGCUAGCUCCAGAGGACAUGAACAAGGAACAGGUGGAGGAGCACAUCAUGCGUGUGCGGGAGGAGCUGGACCGGGAGCGGGAGGAGCGCAACUACUUCCAGCUGGAGCGGGACAAGAUCCACACGUUCUGGGAGAUAACGCGAAGGCAGUUGGAGGAGAAGAAGGCCGAACUGCGAAACAAAGACCGGGAGAUGGAGGAGGCUGAGGAAAGGCAUCAGGUGGAGAUCAAGGUGUAUAAGCAGAAGGUGAAGCACCUGCUGUAUGAGCACCAGAACAACCUGACAGAGCUGAAGGCCGAGGGCACCGUGGCCAUGAAGCUGGCCCAGAAGGAGCACCGCACACAAGAGAGCGUGCUGCGCAAGGACAUGCGGGUGCUCAAGGUUGAGCUCAAGGAGCAGGAGCUCGCCAGCGAGGUGGUGGUGAAGAACCUGCGGCUGAAACAUGCCGAGGAGAUCACCAAGAUGCGGAAUGACUUUGAGAGGCAAGUUCGAGAAAUUGAGGCCAAGUAUGACAAGAAGAUGAAGGUGCUGAGGGAUGAGCUUGAUCUGCGAAGAAAGACUGAGAUCCAUGAAGUGGAGGAGAGGAAGAAUGGCCAGAUCAACACCCUGAUGCAGCGCCAUGAAGAGGCCUUCACUGACAUCAAGAACUACUACAAUGACAUCACGCUCAACAACCUGGCCCUCAUCAACUCCCUCAAGGAGCAGAUGGAAGACAUGCGAAAGAAGGAGGAGCACCUGGAGCGAGAGAUGGCGGAGGUGGCCUCGCAGAGCAGGCGCCUGGCGGAUCCCCUCCAGAGGGCCCAGGACGAGAUGGCUGAGAUGCAGAAGAAGCUUGGGAACUGUGAGAGGGACAAACAGAUCCUGGUGAGCACGAAAGCACGUUUGAAGGUUACCGAGAAGGAGCUGAAGGGCCUGCAGUGGGAGCACGAAGUGCUGGAGCAGCGCUUCAUCAAGGUGCAACAAGAGCGGGACGAGCUCUACCGGAAAUUCACGGCGGCCAUUCAGGAGGUGCAGCGGAAGACUGGCUUUAAAAACUUACUGCUGGAGCGCAAGCUGCAGGUGCUGAGUGCUGCUGUGGAGAAGAGAGAUGUGCAGUUCAACGAGGUGCUGGCAGCCUCCAACCUGGACCCUGCUGCGUGGACGCUCGUGUCUCACAAACUUGAGGAUGUUUUGGAAUCGAAGAACACCACCAUCAAGGACCUCCAGUAUGAGCUGGCACGGGUCUGUAAGGCCCACAACGACCUGCUGCGCACGUAUGAGGCAAAGCUUCUAGCCUUUGGGAUCCCCUUGGACAAUGUGGGCUUCAAACCUCUGGAGACAGCUGUGAUAGGGCAGACACUGGGCCAAGGCCCUGCGGGACUCGUGGCUACGCCAACGUAGUCACCAGCCUGCUGCAUGCCACAGAGCCUGCCUGGCAUCACUAAACGGCUGAUAACUCUUUUACACCAAGGACAGCAAGUUUUUGUUUUAGAGGUCAUCAUCAGCAAAUUAAAUUUUCCACAGUUUGUUUGUUUCUUUCUUGCCUGCCCCUGUGGAGGAAACCCAUCUGUAGAACCUUACUCCUGGUGUCGUGUCUGCCCGCUCCCUGCCAUGUGUCUGGUCUGUGCUGUGGCCACCCCUCUCACCCUGCCCCUGACUUCAGUGGCUCCUCAGAGGGCCCCUGGUCACUCUGGGCCAGGGUGGUGCAUCAUUCUUUGCCCAACACCAGGAGCAGCUUUACAGAUGCCAGCACUAACUUGGUUGAUACUUGAGUCAUAGCUGCCCGGAGAGGCUCCAGGGGCCCAGGAAGCUGGUGACCACACCCACAAUGAGCAAGGAGUCCACUCUGUCAGGGGCUGGGCAGGCUGUGCCAGAGUGUGUGUUGGGGGCAGCUGGUUGGCUGUACCUCCCUUGGUGUGUGGUAUAGGACCAUGGGCUCAGCAGCAGGGGCACGUGGAACUUCUAGGUCUAGUUUGUGAUGGUGAAGGCAACCUGAGAAGCAGAGAUGGCCCUGGAGGACAGCGAGGGAUCACAGCGCCCCCAAGCUAUGCCCCAGGGCUUCCUGGGGGCAUUAGCAGCCCAGACUGUAGGGUGGGGUCAGCUGAUGGGGGACAGAGCCCUUCCCAGGGCCUGGGGGAUGGUCAUGCCUCCCUGGUACAGUGCCAGGGAGCCUGCAGCCCAGGUCUGCUGGAUGUAAAAAAGGCCAGGUUCUUCGAUGGUGGCUCCAGGUUCUUUGAAGGGAGGCAUCAGGGCAAGCCCAAUGAGCUGCACUCUGGGCUGAGAUGAAAAUCGGUGUACAGAGGGGCAGGUGAGUCAGCACUGGCCUGGCCUUCCCCAAAGCCUAACCCAGAGGCAGCUCUGGUGUGGGCAUCUCAUCAUGACAGCCAGUGACGCCUCUGGUCCCCGGACACCUUUCUUCGGAGAGCUCAAAGCAGGUGAGUUAACCUGCCUGGGAAGAAGUGAGACCAGUCUGCCCACAGCCUGGAUGAAGGUGGUCACAGUGUCAGAGGCCUGCGUCCGUCUGUAGCCCUCACCUCUACAUAUGGGUGGAACCUCUCCUGCCCCAUCUUCCAGUAGCUCUCGGUGUCAAGCGACAGCUGGUAGGUGCCUGGCUUCAUCUGGCCUGGCCUUAGAAGGCCAGGGCGGUGGCCAUCCGUAUCGGUGUAGUUGGGGAGAGGACAGGGCUACAGGACUAUCCUACCCCACUCCUCCCAGUCUGCACCCUGGAGGUACGGAUACUCCACAGCCUGAUACAGAUGGGCAGCAGAGGUUGGGGGCUGUCUCCAGGGACACUGCUGCACUGUCUUAUAUAGGAAAUUAUAAUCCAGAAAAGCCAGAAGGGAAAAAGUCUUCUGCAGUACCCUGUGAGCAAUAAUCCCUAUAUUUUUGUUUUUUUAUUUUUGGUACCGGGGAUUGAACUU